Telopea speciosissima is the source of this 2197-nucleotide messenger RNA. Its product is annotated as pentatricopeptide repeat-containing protein At1g30610, chloroplastic-like. The record is from RefSeq and is a predicted model, not a curated record. Gene Ontology annotation, cellular component: chloroplast. Gene Ontology annotation, biological process: chloroplast organization. Gene Ontology annotation, molecular function: protein binding. Bases 1 to 2121 code for a protein of 706 amino acids. Lineage: Eukaryota; Viridiplantae; Streptophyta; Magnoliopsida; Proteales; Proteaceae. The transcript has 9 exons.
AUGAAUCAUAAGUGCCAAAAGAAACAGCUGAACCAAAAUAGUAAGAGUAACUCUGAGAAUGUACGCAAUGAGGUUGUGAGUGAGGAGUUAUUCUCUAGAAGUAAGGUUCAAAGUAAGUUGGAGCACUCUGAGCCUGCUAACAUUACACUGGAAGAGAUGAGGCCUACUGCAAACCAACUGCCAUUUAAUUUGAAUGGCAAUGCCUUUGAAACCGAAACACUCGGUCCUGGAAGCACCAUAACACAUCAAAGCCCGGAAAGGUACCAAAUUCGAGCUGGGGACACUGGAUAUAAAUUUUCAAGGAAAAAUUUUAAGGUGACAAGUGGAAGUAAGUCUUCGUCUCAUAUAGUUGACGAUAAUGAUUUGGAGCUUGAAAGAGCUGCCUUCAAGUCUUUUGAGGUUUUCACUGAUGUCAAGGGCAGGCCACGAGUAUUGCGGAUGGAAAUGGAGGAGAGAAUCCAGAAGCUAGCGAAGUGGUUGAAUGCUACAGACAUGAAUUUACCUGAAUGGUUGUUCUCUAAGAUGAUGCGCAGUGCAAAAAUCAGGUUCUCAGAUCAUUCCAUUUUGAGGGUUAUCCAGAUAUUGGGCUCAUUAGGGAAUUGGAGACGGGUGCUGCAAGUCAUUGAGUGGCUCCAAUCACGUGAGCGUUUCAAGUCUCACAAGAUGAGAUUUAUUUACACCACAGCACUUGAUGUACUUGGCAAAGCAAAGAGACCAGUGGAGGCACUCAAUGUUUUUCAUGCAAUGCGGAACCAAUUCUCCUCAUAUCCUGACCUUGCAGCUUAUCAUUGUAUUGCCAUCACCCUUGGACAAGCAGGUCACAUGAAGGAACUCUUCGAUGUGAUUGAUUGCAUGCGGUCACAUCCUGAAAAGAAUUUCAAAACAGGGGUGCUUCAAAAGUGGGACCCACGUUUGGAACCUGAUGACGUUGUCUACAAUGCUGUAUUAAAUGGAUGUGUUCGGCAGAAACAAUGGGAGGGAGCAUUUUGGGUGUUACAACAGUUGAAACAAGAGGGCCUGAAGCCUUCUAGCACAACAUAUGGCCUUGUCAUGGAGGUAAUGCUUGCAUGUGGCAAGUACAACUUGGUUCAUGAAUUUUUCAGGAAAGUGGAGAAGUCCUGUAUUCCAAAGGCUUUGAAUUACAAAGUUCUUGUAAAUACUCUUUGGAGGGAAGGUAAAAUGGAUGAGGCUGUGUUGGUAGUCCAAGACAUGGAAAGGCGAGGGGUAGUGGGUUCUGCUAGUCUUUACUAUGACCUUGCUCGUUGUCUCUGCAGUGCAGGAAGAUGCCAAGAAGCACUCAUGCAGAUUGACAAAAUAUGUAAGGUGGCAAACAAGCCUCUUGUUGUCACUUACACUGGACUCAUUCAAGCUUGUCUAGAUUCUGGAAGUGUUCAAAAUGGAGCGUACAUUUUCAACGAAAUGCAAAAAUUCUGCUCCCCUAAUCUGGUGACUUGUAAUAUUAUGCUGAAAGCUUACCAGGAAAGUGGAAUGUUUGAAGAAGCCAAAGAUCUUUUCCAGAAGAUGUCCGAAAAUGUCAUUCACAUUAAAACAGACGGUGAUUAUAGGGGUAGGGUAAUUCCUGAUAACCACACAUUCAACACCAUGCUGGAUGCCUGCGUUGUGAAGAAGAAAUGGGAUGAUUUGGAGUAUGUCUAUCAGCAAAUGCUGCAUCAUGGGUACCACUUCAAUGCAAAGCGUCACCUUGGGAUAAUCAUGGAGGCUUCUGGGGCUGGAAAGGGAGAAUUUGUGGAGAUGACCUGGAAGCACUUGGUUCAGGGAGAUCAGGUUCCACCUCCAGCUGUCAUUAAGGAGAGGUUUUGUAUGAAAUUGGAGGAAGGUAACUAUGCUGCAGCCAUCACCUGCAUUAUCAGUCAUCAGACAAGUGAGGUGCAUGCCUUCUCCAAGAAGACAUGGCUGAAUUUAUUCAGGGCCAAUGCCCAUCGCUUUCAGGAGGAUACUGUUAUUACAUUGAUGCAUGAGCUAAGCAUUCUCAUUGCUGGCAGUGAGCAUCCCCACCCUACAUUACAGAGUCUAAUAAUAUCUUGUCGAGAGUUUGUCAAGGACCAUGUAACAGAUGACAUCAACACAAAACAAAAUGUUAAAACACUUUUACCUGUAUAAACGAAAUAGUUUUCGUGAAGUACUCUAUUCUAUCCCUUGUUGAAUGAAUAGUAAUAUUCGAGUUUCAUGAUUUCAG